Dermatophagoides pteronyssinus (European house dust mite) is the source of this 2933-nucleotide messenger RNA. RefSeq lists its product as uncharacterized. The record is from RefSeq and is a predicted model, not a curated record. Gene Ontology annotation, cellular component: cytoplasm; nucleus. NCBI's taxonomy places the organism in Eukaryota, Metazoa, Arthropoda, Arachnida, Sarcoptiformes, Pyroglyphidae. Gene Ontology annotation, molecular function: protein serine/threonine phosphatase activity; calcium ion binding.
AUAAAACCAACUUAACUUGACUAAAAUUUUAUUCGUUUUAUUCGUUUCUGACCAAAUAAACGAUAAAGAGAAAUUCUUUAUUCUCAAAAAAGAAUUUCCAAGAAUAUCGAUGGAUACAAGAAAAUUUCUACCAUCACCAACAACAUCAUCUGCAAAUAAAAAUCAAUCACAAUUACAACAACAAUCGAAUCGAAUUACAGCAGCAAUAGCUAAUACGUUAACAAAUUUAACAACAACAACAACAAAUAAACAAUCAAAACAACCAAAAUUAUCAAUAUCAUCAACAUCACCACCACCAUCAACGACAACAACAACAACGGCAACGACAAAAUCAAAUGUUGAUGAUUAUAAUGAAUUAUUUUCAUUGGACAUGAAAAAUUUAAUGAAAUUACAAACAAAUAAUGUUUGUGAUAAUCAUUGUUUUCUAAUAAUUUGUCAACGUAAUACUAGUAAAAAUAGUAAUGGUCAUAUUAUGUUACGUAGACAAAAUGUAUUUUUUCCUUGUUUACCAAUAAAUCAAUUAAAAACAUGGUCCGAAUCAUCAAUCGAAGCUGUAUUAAGUUUAUUAUUACCAACAGAUAUUUAUAAUAAUCAACAACGUUUAACAGAAUUUAUAAAUGAUAUACCAUUUCGUCGUUUUGUUUGUAUGGAUAUAUUUCGUAUACAAUUACCACAUACACAAAAUUUUAUAACACGUUUAAUUUAUUUGGUCGAAUUGGAUCCAUCAAAUACAAAAAUUAUAUGUGGUUGUUGUUCAAGUCGUCAACAACAACAAUCGGUUGUCGGUAUUUCAAAUACAUAUCGUUGGUAUCCAAUUAAUGAUGCAAUUUCAAGAAAAAUUUUUAAAAUUUGGGGACCAGAAGUUAGUUUUUAUACAAAUAUUGCUAUGGAAGCAAUAAAUUCAAGUCAACCAUUUGUUGAUUCAACUGCAACUGAAUAUAGUUUAAGUGAUGCAUUUAAAUAUGUACCACGUGAAUCACCAAUUACAAUGGAAGAACAAAUGUUAGGUCAAACAAAUAUUACUGUUAAUGAUAUUGAACGUUUAUAUGCCGAUUUUAUUGAACAUUGUUUUCCAAGUUUUUUUUUCACAAAAUUUUCAUUCGAUGUUUAUAUGAAAAAACAUCAAAUCGAAUCAAAUUCAAUAAUUAUAUCAAGAUAUUAUGCUGCAUUUCGUUUUCGUGAAAAACAAUAUAUGCAAUUUCAUGAAUUAUUAUUAGGUUUAGCUGCUAUUGAUUAUCGUUCACCUGAUGAAGAAUUUCGUCAUCGUUUUAUAUUUCGAUUCUAUGAUUAUACACAAGAUCAUUAUCUAAAUUUUCAAGAAUUUGAACGUGUUAUUCGUGAUUUAGAACGUGUAAAUGACAUUAAAUCACCAAUGAAUGAAAUUGAUAUACAUUCGUUGAUGAGAAAAAUCGGUACCGUAUUGCUCAAUGAAGAAGAAAUGUUAAAUUUUGAAUUAUUUCAACAAGGUAUACGAAAAAAUUUAAUACGUGGAACGCAUAAUUUAUGUCGAUCAAUUGUAUCACCAUUUGGACAGAUAACUAGAUCGUUAGCCACAAGAAAAUUAUGUUCAACUGUAUCGAAUAAAAAUCUUUAUAAUAUUUGUUUGAAUCGUCGUUAUAAAUCAACAUGUAAAAAUUGUAAACUUAAAAAAUUUGAUAUAUCACCCGAUCUAGUUGUAUUAGAUUAUCGUGGUCAUCUAAAAGCCAUUCAUCGUGUUACUGAUCAAACGAAAAAAUCAUCGUUAAAAAAAAUAUCACCAGCUGAAAAAGCAUUCGAUCCAAAUUCAUUAAUGUAUUUUAUUUUGCAAAAAAUACGUGAAUUUAAUAAGGAAAAAAAUCAAGCACAAAAUUUACGUCGUACUGGUGAAAUUGGCCUGUUCAACAAUCUGAAUCGUAAAGAAACACAAACAUUUUGUGAAGAUUUUCGUAUUAUUUGUACAGAAGUAGCUAAAAUAUUAGAACGUGAAGAUCGUGUUCUAAGAAUUAAGGAUCCAUGUUAUGUAAUUGGUGAUAUUCAUGGUAAUCUUGAAGAUCUAUUAACAAUGGAACAAUGUUUAUGGAAAAGUUUUCCAUUAUUAACAGCAAAUUAUCUAUUUUUGGGUGAUUAUGUUGAUCGUGGUCGUUGGGGUUUUGAAUGUUUUUAUUAUCUAUUAAUAGUAAAAUAUUUAUGUCCAAAUCGUAUAUUUUUAUUACGUGGUAAUCAUGAAAUCGAAUGUAUACAGAUAAAAUAUUCAUUUCAUAAAGAAUUAUUGAAAAAAUAUGGUCAAAAUAUGGGACAACAAUUUUUCGAAAUUAUUAACGAAGUUUUUAGUCGUUUACCAUUUGCUGCUGUUGUGAAUGAUUCAAUUUAUUGUGCACAUGGUGGUCUACCUUGUUCGGAACAAAAUCUAACCGUUUUAAAUCGUGAAAUGCCAAAAAUUAUUCGUGAUCCAGAAAAUGAAGCAACACCAGUUUGGGAAUUAGUUUGGAGUGAUCCAUUAGAAUUUGCUAAAUUUGGUGAACAAGCUGAAUUAUUGGGUUUAUCACCCGGAUUUAUGAAUGGUUUUUUUCUACCGAAUAUCAAACGUGGUACAUCAUUUUUUUUCAACGAAUAUGCUGUUAUUAAAUUUUUUAAAGAAAAUAAUCUUAAUUUUAUGAUUCGGGCACAUGAAGUACCGGCACCGGGUUAUAAAUUUAAUUUCGGUACACUUUGUACAACAAUAUUUUCCUGUUCACAUUAUUGUGGUAAUAAUAAUGAAUGUGCUGUUGUUUUUGUUGAUCGUGAUUCACGUUUACGUAUUUUACGUAUCGAUACAUCAACAAAUCAAUCAGCUAAUUAAUUAAUUGAAUAAUUUUUUUUACUUUUAAUCGAGAAUAAAAUUAACAACGAAUUUUUUAAAAUAAAGUUUUCGAAUCAUUUUGAAAUAAAAUAUACAUGCAUGUACUAUAUGAACA